AAGACAUGCUGCCAACUGAGUCCACGGGGACAUCUUCCAGCCCGGGGGAUUCUUCCAGCACUAGUGGGCCGACCUUUCCACCCACGUUGGCAGAUUUGAGUCGGAAUGCGUCUGUGAUAUCGUCUUCGUCCGAUUCGGAAUCCAUCAAUGAGGUGCCGACGACCCCGCGUCCUCGGCCAACGCGUACUUUCUCUUCUCCCCGCUCACGCAGCCCACAUUCUCCGCCAACGGUUCGCGCUCCCAGCUAUCUCACCCGUGAGCUUGUUGUGUCAGAUCGAGAGCCCAGAUCUCGUUCUCUCGCCCCACACACCCGGUCGAAAUCUCGGAGACGGUCUCGCUCUCAGAAUCCCUCCGCAAACAGCAGACCCUCCCCGCAGGACUUUUCCUUUCUGUCCACUCUUGGCGAGGGUUCCUACUCCACCGUCAUGCGUGGAAGGUACAUCCGCACGGGUCAGGAAUACGCCAUUAAGAUCAUCGACAAGAACCAUCUCAUCAGAAAAGACAAAUUGGCCGUCGCAAUGGCCGAGAAGAACGUCCUUGUCAAACUGGGCACGGGUCAUCCCGGCAUUAUCCAUCUCCACUGGACAUUCCAAGACGAGUGGAGCCUUUUUUUCGUCCUCGAUCUCGCUGUCAACGGCGAAAUGCAAUCACGCAUCUCGCGCAUGGGUUCUCUCUCGCUAGCCUGCGCCAGACACUACGCAGCACAAAUUAUAGAUGCCCUGGAUUACAUACAUUCAAAAGACGUCAUCCAUAGGGACCUCAAACCAGAAAAUCUCCUCCUCGAUAGCGAAUUCCGUAUUAAAAUCACAGAUUUUGGGACGGGAAAAAUACUCGAAUCUGGGCAGGAACGUGCGAACUCAUGGGUAGGCACCGCUCAAUACAUCGCUCCCGAACUCCUCGAACGCAGUGAAACAAGUAAAAGCUCAGACCUUUGGUCUCUGGGAUGCAUUGUUUACCAAAUGAUCGCUGGCCGAUUCGCAUUUCACGGUCUGUCCGAAUAUCUAACCUGGCAAAAGAUUAAGGCCCUCGACUACACAUUUCCCGAGGGCUUCGACGAACAAGCGAAGGAUUUCGUGCAGCGGUUGCUUAUCUUUGACCCGAUGCAACGACUCGGUGCAGGUGCCGACAGGAGCCCGACCUCCCGGACAGCAUUACGUGCUCACCCAUUCCUCGCCUCUGUAAAGUGGGAGACGCUCUGGAGUGAUCCUGUCCCUCCGCUGGAGGCGGGGCUAGUGAAGAAAGAGGUACGUGAGGAGGCAAGAGACGAGGAGCAGGUUGGAGGACAGGGGUUAGAGAAUGUGGGUAGUAUAUGGGACGCAUUCGUCGGCGAGGUAAGAAUGAAUGGGUCGAGUGGGAUAGGCUGGGACGACGGGGGCGAGGGAGAAGGAAGUGGCAAAGUCACCACCACCAGGAGAGGAGCUGGGGGACUUGGCAGGCAUUUCGGGAGAAGUCCAAAGACUACAGAGGACAACAAUCACGUUAAUCCCGAUGGAUUAGGCUGGGCGCUGGACGCAGAGGGUCCCGAGUUUGAGCGGUUCAGGUUAAGGGAAAAUCAGCUGCUGAUGCGGUGCGAUGAGGGCGACGAGGAUGAGGCUGAAGAUGCACGUAGCGGAAGACAUCGACUUGUGGUUGACAAAGUUGAGGACACAACGCGGACGCCAACCCUGACGAUUAUCCAAGACGUACAGGAUGUCGUGGACAAGGCGGGUAAAAUGGACGGGACUACUACUACCAUGACAAUGCAACAUAUAUCCAUACCAACAUUGAUAUCUGCACCCUCACCCACGGGAACGCCUCGCCCCUCCCCGUCGCCCUUGGAUUCAAGUUCUGGUUCAGGAUCGGGGACAAACUCGUUGGGUGGGAGUUUUGUGGAGAAGCCGAAGGACAAGCUCGAUAGCAAGCCAACGCAGUCUACUGUGGACGAAGCGCUUUCUCGCGUUGCUGGAUUGAGUAAUGGGGGAAACGAGAAAGAACGAGUUGAAGUGGUAAAGGCAGACGGGGGUGGAGAACGAGGUAGGGACAGAACCUUGACGCCUGUACAGGGGAAUACCUUACCUGUGAGGAAGGUGGAUUGGUCGCCAAUCUUGCUACCAGGCGAAAGCGUCGUUUUCCAUACACGCGUCGAAGCGCGCUCGCCCAAGCGUCGUGGAAGCCGGCUGCUGCUACCACUCAAUGUCGUAUCAUCAACGGUUAGGUCGAAACCGAGGGAGCUGGUCCUCACGAACCAUAGACUCCUAUGUGUGAAGAGGAAGGUAUUAACUGGAUCUGGGGGGACUUCGACUAGUUUUAGGGACGGUGCAGCGAGAUGUGCGAACGGCAGCGGGGACGGAAACGCUGUGGAAGUCGCUUCACCUGGCGUAAGCUUCUCGGUGAAGACAGAGUUGGGGCUCGCGCGUGUUGAAGGGAAGGGACGGGACGGGAAGGACGGGAAGGACAAGGACAAGGAGACAAAGUCAGUCGUCGAGAGCGCGGAGAGGAAGGGAGAUAGGGAGUUUGUAAUAUUAACUGCUGGCAGUUUGAAUCUUACGUAUGCGCUUUACACAGUCGACAACAUCACAGACCUACGCGGCGGAGACGAGUGCAUUGUCGGCACAAUGGGUCGAGAAGAUCAAUGCCUUGCUGUCACCGCAGCAACAAUCGCCGCGCAAGCGCUAACAUGCGGUGUUUUAUCGGUUUACCCUCAGGAGUCGCCACGCUGUUCUUCAGACUGUCUUUUGUGGACUUUAUAG
Molecule: messenger RNA, 2729 nt
Organism: Pisolithus orientalis
Lineage: Eukaryota; Fungi; Basidiomycota; Agaricomycetes; Boletales; Pisolithaceae
Product: kinase-like domain-containing protein
Exons: 9
Coding region: 6-2729 (907 amino acids)
Biological process (GO): peptidyl-serine phosphorylation; intracellular signal transduction
Molecular function (GO): ATP binding; protein serine/threonine kinase activity
Source: RefSeq, a predicted model, not a curated record